UUUUGCUGAUUUUAUUUUGUUGUUGCCAAGUUUAUAUACUUAACGCUGGUAGAGUUUUUCCGUCACGACCCGGUGGAAUCCCUGUGUGAGGGCGCACUUUCAGGAACUGAACGUUCUCCUGUUCCUCACACGUCUGCUCAGAAGAUAGGUCGUUGGGGAACCUCCCGAACACAUUGCUAUUUGUAUGUAUUAUCGCGUGUAAAGUACAGCUUUUCUUAAACUCGGGGCAGGAUUCCAAUCUCUUUUAAAAGGUCAGCACGCCAAAGAAAUCGAGUCCGAUCACGAAGCGUUAUCGUUAAAAACAGGGUAAGGAAUUCCCUGAGAAAAUGAGAGAGAAUUAUAAAACAAAAUUAUACGUAAGGCAUAGAUUCUGUCCAGAGAAAUACUUUGAGACUUUCCGGGCAUUUUGUACUAAUUAUUUCCAAACUCGACGGUCGCACCUGAAUUUUGUCUUGACAAGCAUCCUGAGCCUCGGACUAGUUCAAUUUAAGUCACGUAGCGGCUGAAAAUAAAUGCACACCUACUAUGUGCCAAAUGAGAGAGAGAAACCUCAGGUUGCAUUUGGGGAAAAUAAAUGCGCACCUACUGUGUGCAAAAUCAGAGAGAAACCUCAGGUUGCACUUGGUUACCGUUAUUGAAAAUGCACCAUUGCUUCCCUGAUCAAUCGGGCGGCGGGCGGUAUGAAUGAAGAAGGUGAGUCAAGCUCUGACACGCGUCAGCCUCGUCUCAUAAGGUGGCGUGGGCAUGGACGCGCGCGUGGCUCUGUGUUGCUUACACAGCCCGGGGACGGGGAAGUUGCUAGACUCCCGUGCGAAGAGGUCUCGGGGCCUGGCUCACCUGUUUAUUUUCUCCUCCUCCGUUUCCCACGGUAUCACAGUUCAGAACUCGACAGGGAUGCCCAAGGCUCAGCCCGCAGCUUCCCGCUCACCCGCAAGCACCACGCCACUCUCACCCGCAAGCACCUCCGAGCCGGAGAGCAGCCGCCCCCCGACGGCCACGCCAACGCCUAGUACCGGGGCUUCUCCCCUAGGGAACCCCCAGGACCCCCAGGAAGAUGCCAGUCAGAUGGACGUGGCAGGACCCACCUCCACGCAGCUGACUUUCCUUUCCACAGACCCGCAGGCACCCAGCACGGCCCCCUCGCCCUCACGCACCCAGGCUCUGGGCGGCAAUGGCACAGCAGGUGGGCGGGUCACACGUGGGGGCACGUGCAGAGGCGUGAAAGCCGCCCGUGUUGAAGGACAGGGUGCAGGGACGCCACCGCCUGCUCUGGGGGAGGUGGCCUCGGUCGCAGUGGGGGCACCCUCUCCUCGCUGGGUGUCGCCGGGGUGGGAUUCUCAAGAUCUGAGCCGUGCCCAGGGGGACCGCGUGAUUUUUAUUUGGGUGGAAUGACACCCCGAGUCCAGUCCUGGAGAAGCGUAGCUGGGGUUUCGGGGCAGCGAGAGGCGAAGCCAGUGGCCGGAUGCCCUUUCCCCGUGGGAGACGGUCCCGUUCAGCAUCCGGCUGGUUGUAGGCCCUGAGCCCAUUGUGCGUGGGGUUCGCAUGGCUGUGGGCCACGUGGGCGGGUGCCAGGAGGCCAGGCGUGAGCCGUGAGCCACGCGUGCCAAGAGGAACCAAGAGGGUAAGAGAGUGUGAGAGAGCGAGCGUCUGUUCAGGGAUGUGAGGGUCCCCAGUCCUCACCAGCUUGCAGUGGCCAAUGACCUUUGUUCUCAGGUGUGAGUGACAGUGAGAGCCUUCCUUAGUCCCGCCUCUGUCCCCCCUCACCCCUCCCCCACUUUACUGUCUGUCUCCCCUUUGUUGGACCCCUGCGGAGUGUAAAGUUGCAGUUUCCCGGUGAAGCUGCCCGAAUGGCAGGCAUCUAAUAGCCAGCCUUCCCUUGGCUCCUCUCCUGUUAUUUUUUAUUUUAUUUUAAAUAUAUUCUUAUU
This is a messenger RNA of Myotis brandtii (Brandt's bat), 1925 nucleotides long. RefSeq names its product leucine-rich repeat extensin-like protein 5. The record is from RefSeq and is a predicted model, not a curated record. Bases 745 to 1392 code for a protein of 215 amino acids. The transcript has 2 exons. Lineage: Eukaryota; Metazoa; Chordata; Mammalia; Chiroptera; Vespertilionidae.